This is a messenger RNA of Cryptotermes secundus, 1234 nucleotides long. RefSeq lists its product as uncharacterized. NCBI's taxonomy places the organism in Eukaryota, Metazoa, Arthropoda, Insecta, Blattodea, Kalotermitidae. The coding region runs from base 781 to 1224 and encodes 147 amino acids. The transcript is spliced from 2 exons. The record is from RefSeq and is a predicted model, not a curated record.
AAUGGCUAUGUCCGAAAGGUGAAAAAUGUUUGGGAGGAAAACUGUGCAAAGAAAGAUUGACUGUUUUUCUGUGUGGUUUUAUGUCAGAUGAAAUGGAGAAAACCUUAGUGAUGGCAAGGCAGCAAAGCCUAGAUGCUUCUGAAACAUGGACACAUGUCCGAAAGGUGAAAAAUGUUUGGGAGGAAAACUGUGCAAAGAAAGAUUGACUGUUUUUCUGUGUGGUUUUAUGUCAGAUGAAAUGGAGAAAACCUUAGUGAUGGCAAGGCAGCAAAGCCUAGAUGCUUCUGAAACAUGGACAUACAGAAACUUCCCGUUGAGUGGAGAUCCAACAAAAAGGCAUGGAUGACGUCACAGAUCAUGGAGGAAUGGUUAACGGCCUUCAAUGGUAGAAUGAAAACGCAAAACCGGCAUGUUUUGUUGUUGGAUAACGCAACAUGCCACCCCCAUAUCGAACUUUCUAACGUGCGACUUGCUUGGUUCCUUCCAAACACCACUAGUGUUCCUCAACCAAUGGAUCAGGGCAUCAUUCGGAAUGUUAAGGUCCACUAUCGUAAAUGACUAUAUUAAUGCAAUCUUUGCUCGUCAAUAUAGAUUCUACAUCAUCCGCCUCUGAACUUGCAAGAACUGUCGGUCCUAGAUGCGGUUAUUUGGAUAAGUCAAGCAGUAAAGAAGUUGUUACCAGAAUCUGUGACAAAGUGUUUCGAAAAAGCAGGAUUUUCUACGGUAGAAGUUACUCCUAGUGUAGAAAAUGAGAAUGACUAGAAGGACUUACAACAUUGCAUGAAUGAAGCUGCUUUCAGUAACUGCAAUGCUGAGGACUACAUCAACAUAGACAAAGAUGUACAAACAGAACCAGACACAAUGGAUAUCGAUGUAUUAGUUGAGAAUUUUAGAGAUUAUCGAAAAGGAAGAGAGGAGGAGGAGGAGGAAGAGGAAGAGGAAGAGGAAGAAGAGGAAAAUGACAUUGUGAUAGAAGAAGAAAAGUGUAGAGUGAAGACUUGUCAGGAUGCUGCCAACAAUUUAAAGGUACUGCAGGAGUUUGCCAUGCAACGGAAUGAUUCAGACAUGCUUACUCUACUUUCUCAAGCUAAAGUGUUUGUGGAAAGUCAGGCAGCCAAGAGAGUAAACUGCGUCCAAAAAAGUCUGCCGAGUUCUGGUAAAAUUAUAAAAAUUGAGUACUGCAAUUUUUUCCUGUUCAGUGUAAUGUUUGUACAUGUUCAAUGAUUAUAACGUG